AUGGCAGCGAACGAGAUCGCAGGCCCCCUUGGGCCCCUGACGAAUUCGAAUUUCGCCAUCGAUGUCGUAGAUGCGCAGGCGCUAUCCACACCAGACCGCCGGGCCAUGCUGUGGACGGAUGAUGAGUCUCGAACUCUGGACUUAUCAUUUCGCUACUUUUCUCAAAAGUCGCAUUCCUCGGCACAGCUGCUCAACGAUCUCGGCAUCCAGAAAGGUGACGUUUUGAUGAUACUUCUGCCGCGAGUCCCAGCAUGGUGGGAAAUAGCAACGGGAGCACUGCGAGCCGGCAUCGUUGUAUCGCCAUGCACCACUUUAGCCACCCACAAAGACAUGGCUUUCCGUGCGCAAGCUUCAAAAGCUGCUGCAUUUGUCGGCGACACAGAAACUAUUACAAAGUUUCUACGCGUACGCGACAGUUGUCCUUCCAUGAAGACUAUACUGCAAGCCGAAGGACUACCCGUGCCGGGGGUGGCGCAGUAUGAUGAGUUGAUCGGAACCUAUGAUCCAGAUGCCCGAUACUUGGGAGACCAUACCAAGUCUACAGACUCCGCCUUCCUGUUCUUUACCUCUGGGACUACCGGUCCACCAAAAAUGGUCGUCCAUAACCACCUUUACCCCUUAGGUCAUGUACCAACUGGUCAAGCUUGGCUUCUGCUUGGACCUGGCAAGCUUUACUGGUCGUUGGCCGAGCAGGGAUGGGCCAAGGCAGCUUGGGCUUGGUUUGCGGCCUGGAAUACUGGUGCUGCACUCUUUGUGCAAAAGAUGCAGGGAGCCUUCUCGCCUCAAGGUCUCGUAGAAACCUUGCACAAGUACCCUAUCACAACGUUGUGUGCGCCUCCAACGGCCUUCCGUCGGCUAGUGCUGCCGGAAAUUCGAGCACUGAUCCAAGAUCUUCCGCCGUUGCAGUUGGAACAUUGUGUAGCGGCCGGAGAGGCGCUCGAGGGCGAGCUCGUCAGAACAUGGGCAUCCAUGACAGGCAUUGAAAUCAAAGAUGGCUAUGGUCAAACCGAAACAACAUUGCUGUGUGGCAACUUUCCGGGGAACAAAGUCAAGCUGGGUUCCAUGGGCCUGCCUACUCCUGGCACUCAGUUGUGUGUCGUGGAUAACAAUGGCGAUGAGUGUGACGCUGGCGAAGAGGGUGAUAUUGCCGUGGCGACACACGACAUAGAUGGCAUACCGCUCAAGGGUAUCUACGACGGCUAUCUCCAAGCUGACGGUACAACGUGUAUCAAGCUGAAGCGAGAAAGCCAUCCCAAGGAAGGAAGGAAACUCCGCCAAUGGUACCUUACAGGUGAUAGAGCUAAACGUGACGGCGAAGGUUACUUCUGGUUCAUCGGCCGUGCAGAUGAUGUUAUCAACUCCGCCGGAUACCGAAUUGGGCCUUCCGAGGUCGAGGCAGUGCUCCAGGAGCAUCCUGCUGUUUUAGAGUCUAUCGUGAUUGCAUCACCAAGUGCGGAACGGGGUGAUGUUGUCAAGGCAUUCAUCGUCCUUACAGAUGCUGCGAAGAAUGACGAUCUUGAGGCGCUGGCCAAGAAGAUUCAAGACCAUUGCAAAGAGACAGCGGCACCUUACAAGUAUCCUCGCAGGAUAGAAUUUGUGGGCAAGGACUUCUUCCCACGAACUCAAAUCUAA
Messenger RNA from Verticillium dahliae VdLs.17, 1632 nucleotides. RefSeq names its product acyl-coenzyme A synthetase ACSM5. Gene Ontology annotation, biological process: acyl-CoA metabolic process; fatty acid biosynthetic process. The transcript is spliced from 7 exons. The record is from RefSeq and is a predicted model, not a curated record. Gene Ontology annotation, molecular function: fatty acid ligase activity; fatty-acyl-CoA synthase activity. Lineage: Eukaryota; Fungi; Ascomycota; Sordariomycetes; Glomerellales; Plectosphaerellaceae. The coding region runs from base 1 to 1632 and encodes 543 amino acids.